GGAAAAUUACAGAGCGCGUGAAAGGAUCACAGUGCGGAUCAAACGGACCGGUCUGUGAAAAGUUCAUGAAACGCGCUUGGGAAAUAUAGGCAAAAGAACCUAUGAAAAAAUUACAAACUGCCUAGUAAAAAUUUCAGACAUUGUUUCAAGAAAAAAAGUGUGAUUGUGUAUUCUUCGAUCUAAAUAAAAAAAUAAACACAGGAAAUAAACGGCUAGUCAGCUUCUCGUGGCGCCAUUUAUUUGCAUAAUUAAAGCCAUUCGGUUAGAUGGUGGGCGAGAUUAGGAGUGCCUUGGAUGAUGGCAGCUUCUAAUUAGCACGCAUACAGCACAAGAAAGAAGUAAUCGGUCUGCAAUGAUGCAGGACACCGGCAGUCAAAUGGGCAAGGCCCACUUGCAACAUCGGGUUCCUCUGAACGAGACGGUCCUGAAGGACCAUCACCUCACCAGCACCGACAUAGAAAAGUUCGUAAAGCUAUGGCAGGAGUUCCAGAAGAACAUGACCGCCCAGGUGGACGAGUGCCAGGGGUACUGUCAGGGGGAAAUAUACAACUGGUUGCGAGCCUACAACAGCAUCCAUGGAUACGUUUCGCUGAUGAUUUGCGUAUUCGGGACGAUAGCAAACAUAUUGAACAUAAUGGUGCUGACCAGAAAGGAAAUGGCCAAGACGCCCAUAAAUAACAUUCUCAAGUGGCUGGCGGUGGCCGAUAUGUUUGUGAUGCUGGAAUACAUACCCUAUACGUCGUAUCAGUACAUCUACAUGGGGCCAGGUGAAAAGGACUUGAGCUACACGUGGGCGGUUUGUCUGCUGGUCCACAUGCACUUCACCCAGAUUCUGCAUACGAUUUCCAUUGGACUGACUGUGACGCUGGCGGUGUGGCGCUACGUGGCCAUCAGACAUCCGAACGGGGGCUGUGCCAACUUCCUGCUCGCACAUUCCCGGGAGGCGAUCCUCCUGCCCUUCAUCCUCUCGCCGAUCCUCUGCCUGCCCACGUACUUUGUGUUCCAGGUGCGGGAGACCUACGACGUGGACAAGGUCAACUCGGAGGCCCUCUACCACGUCUACUUCGAUAAGGACUCGGUGCUCUACAGAUUCAACUUCUGGAUACAUUCCGUGCUCAUCAAGCUGCUGCCCUGCGGCAUCCUAAUUGUGAUCAGUGCAGUACUCAUGCAUGUCUUGUGCGAGGCAUCGAGGCGCCGCUUGAAGCUGAGGGACUACAACAAUCCAGCCAAAUAUGCCAUCCAACCCAAUCUGAAUGAGACGAAAUCCAAGAAGCCGCCGCGCUGUGAUCGCCGAAACGAUCGGACCACGCUUUUGCUGGUGGCCGUGCUGGUCCUGUUCCUGAUCACGGAGUUUCCACAGGGACUACUUGGCCUGCUGUCCGGGGUGAUGGAGAAGUGCUUCUUCGCCCACUGCUAUCCGCCGUUUGGCGAGCUGAUGGACCUGCUGGCCCUGAUCAACGCCGCCGUGGGAUUCGUGCUGUACGGACUGAUGUCGAAGCAGUUCCGCACCACCUUCCGUUCGCUGUUCAUGAAGCGGCACUUUGGCAGCACCGAAAUGACCAGGCUAACACGUGUUACCACGACUUGCGUCUAAUUGUGUGUGAAUCAUGGGUUGAAGUAGCUGAGGGACAUCCAAGAUGUUCUUGUGCGGCCCGGGAUUUGCGUUUUCUAAACCACAAACUUUAUAAAAGUUUCGUUAUCUUGAGUAAGAAAAUACGAGAAACUGUGUGUGGGAUUAGUGUGCGGACUCCACAAGGAUUUACUUUUAGCUAUAGUACUAAGGGGUUGACUGGUGCAUCGAUCGGUUAGAAAUUGAUUCUGCUUGUGAUCUGGCUGUUUCGCAAAGUGCCAUUUCGUUUCCAAAUAAUUACAUUACGUUUACAUUCAUUAGUUUGCCAGUUGGUGUUUCAGAUUCGUCUUAGUGCAUAAGUUUCAUAGGCUAAGUCAGUGCGCGUUGUACAAAUACGAGACAUUUACUUUUCCAUAAGGUGUAAAAACAGGAAUCCAUCAGCAAAACCACAAAACCACAAAACAUUAACUGGCUAAGAGGACUGCAGAACUCAAUGAGCCCCGAGUUGCGCUCUCUUCUUAGCUGGAAUUCUAUAUUGAUUGUAUGGCAUUAACUGGUAUUCAACAAGGUGCGCGUGCAUUUUACAUUGGCCAAUUGAAUACCCAAUAUUUUGAAUACUUUUUAAGUCGCUUAUACGGUUUAUAAAUAAAUGUGAACACUUUCAAAA
This is a messenger RNA of Drosophila erecta, 2237 nucleotides long. Its product is annotated as sex peptide receptor. Gene Ontology annotation, biological process: G protein-coupled receptor signaling pathway. Gene Ontology annotation, cellular component: membrane. Gene Ontology annotation, molecular function: G protein-coupled peptide receptor activity. NCBI's taxonomy places the organism in Eukaryota, Metazoa, Arthropoda, Insecta, Diptera, Drosophilidae. The record is from RefSeq and is a predicted model, not a curated record. The coding region runs from base 353 to 1594 and encodes 413 amino acids. The transcript is spliced from 8 exons.